GUCAAACAAAACAGGGGAAUUGGGAUUUUACUUUUACGUAAAUUUGUGCGUUUUUAAGCAAUUUGUUUUCCCACUGUUCUAUCGAUAGUGAAAAUAUCAUAAUAACCUGUGUAAAGGACGGCUGAAUAUUCAAAAAGCAUAACAAACUAUUGGAACAGGCUUAUCCUUGUGCUGUGUGCGUUUAGUCAAUUGUGGUAUAUUUUGUUGGCUUGUUUUAAUAAAAGUGAACAGCAAUUUCUUAUCAAAAUUUUGGAUGUGGAUCGCGAACGCGUUUUGCUGUGAUUGUGAGAGGCGGCGCGGGCGGGCGCGUGCGGUAAGAUGCGCGCGCUGCUAGAGUACUACGCGGAAGCCGUGAUGUCGGCGGCAGCGCGCGGCGCCGGCUGCGCGGACUGCAACCACCGCGGAGAUUGCAUGAACGGCACCUGCCUCUGCGAGAUCCGCUUCACCGGCGACAAGUGCGACGGACCCAACAUGUCCUACCACGCAUGUAUCGGUGGCGUGUUCCUGGCGGUGGCAUUCGUGUGCGCGAUGCAGCUGACGGUGUGCAUCGUGACGGAGUACCGGCGGCUGAAGGCGCCCACGUUCCUGCGCGCCUGCAAGCUCACCACGCAGAAGAUGCUCUACUUCGUCGCCUUCCUCGCCUCGCUCAUACGCGGAGCGUACUUUGUCUCGCCGUCGGCCUUCGACGAGGGCUGGACGCGGAGCCUGCACGCGGCGUACUACCCGCUAGUCAUGACCGGCUCUUCGCUCAUCGUCUGCUUCCUGGCUGAGGUGUUCCACCUGCGCGACAUCCGCUGGGAGCGGCCGCGGUUCCUGUCCAAGUCGCGGCUGGCGUUUAUCACCUUCAACGUCAUCACCUUCUCGCUGCUCGGCGCCGAGGUGCUGACCACCUACGUCGCCGAUACGUCGCUAGAGAAUAAGACGUUCUACCAGCUGGUGUUCAACCUGUGCUACGCGGUGCUGCUGUGCAUCGUGGUCAUCUUCUUCCUCAUUUAUGGCGUCGAGGUCUACUUCAAACUGCACGGCGAAUUCCUAAAGGAGACGAAGGUGUGCACGAUCACGUGCCCGCGCCCCGGGCCCUCCACCGCCGCCGACGGCGACGACGUGCAGGAACAGCUUGUAACUAAACAGGGCAUCCAAACGGACCUGCUCCCGCGCGACGGCGGCGUGGACCCGCGCUCGGUGGACGUGUCGCAGCUGCACCAGUCGCGGCUGGGGCUGGUCAGCCAGGCGCUCAUGCUCAUCCUCAUCGCUGGCUUCCUCACAUCGGAGACGCUCAGCGAGUUCUGGAAGGCCAAGGUCCCAGUAGUGUCGCGCAACUGGCACGACGUGGUGUUCCGUCUGGCGGAGAUCGGCGUGACGCUAUGGUUCCCGUGCGUGCUGUGGAACUGCAUGGAUCCCGGCCGCCUGUGGCUGCUCAACCCGCGCCGCCUGCUCGCGCGACAGCUCGAGGACGCGCGACUCGCCGACCUCGUUCACACCCGGACAGACGCCAAGAGCUUCGAGACUGACUCGCUCGUGGGUAGCGUCGGCUCAUCUCGCGACUGCUGGAUCUGCUACGACAACACGCGCCCGGACCCGCUCAUCACGCCGUGCCGCUGCACCGGCGACGUCGCUGCCGUCCACCACGACUGUCUCCGAAGGUGGCUGGUCGAGAGCGCAGCUACACCCGACGGAUUGAAAUGCAAAGUAUGCAACACUCCGUACAUAGUUCAAGAGACGAACAGGGUGGAGUGGGAGCGCGGGUUCACGCCGUCGCACUGGGUGCACACGGGGCUGGCGGUGGGCGCGAUGUGCGGGUCGGCGGCGGCCGCGUGGCUCGUGGUGCAGCUCCUGCCCGGCCCCGUGCCCAAGGUGCUCGCCGCCGGCGCCGCGAUGCUCGUGUGCUAUGUGGCCAUCAGAUUCCUCAGCAUGAAUACGGUGACGGCGUACCAGCGCGCCAAGGUGUCGUCGCUGAAGAUCCUGACGGACGCGGAACUGGCACCCGAGCAGGGCGUGUCCACUAUCAGCCGGACCGUCACCGUCGAGAUCGCCUCCAAGGCAGUGCUCGAGCAGGCGCUCAAGGGCGACGCCAAGUAGACAUACCAUACCGCAUACCAUAGACAAACGUCAAAUUUGACAGAUCAAUUUUUUUCCGCCGAAGACUCGAGUUGAAGCCGUCAAAUUUGGGGCUCGUGAAAAUGCGGUUUUGAUAUAUUUUGAGUACAAAGCGGCGUAAUUAUAUACGUAUACUCCGGUCGGCGGUGUUGCCGAUAUGAAACGAUUCGAGUGAAUUAUUUUUUUACAAAUUGAACUUUUGUUUAUAUCGACCCCAGACUACGAUGUGUGAGAACGGGUAACGGUGACGUUAUAUCCACAAAGACUGUACAACGUAUGCCAAAAGUGUUUAAUGUUAAAUUCGUGAUUCUAGUG
Aricia agestis (brown argus) is the source of this 2412-nucleotide messenger RNA. RefSeq lists its product as uncharacterized. Gene Ontology annotation, molecular function: zinc ion binding. NCBI's taxonomy places the organism in Eukaryota, Metazoa, Arthropoda, Insecta, Lepidoptera, Lycaenidae. The record is from RefSeq and is a predicted model, not a curated record. Bases 319 to 2079 code for a protein of 586 amino acids. The transcript has 13 exons.